Strongylus vulgaris is the source of this 1104-nucleotide messenger RNA. The record is from the annotation of a GenBank genome assembly. NCBI's taxonomy places the organism in Eukaryota, Metazoa, Nematoda, Chromadorea, Rhabditida, Strongylidae.
AUGUUGGAGAGACUGUUCACGGCUAAGAGCUUUGAUCCAGAACAUGUACUUGUUAGUAAAUUCGACGGGGAUAAGCCACUAUGCACACCUGAUGCGACCCAAAGAGAUCAGCUUCUAGCAUGGGUGGAAGGAAUUAAGAGCCAACAGCUGCCAGCCUGGCUUGGCCUUCCAAAUAAUGCUGAAAAGGUGCUGCUAACAUUAAGAGGUGAGGGUAUGCUGAGGAAUCUCCUGAAGGUGUCAGAUGACGAAUUAGCUUUCACUGGAGACGGUGAGAAGGAAGCGAAACCUCAGUGGAUGGCUCAAAUUGGAGAACUUGCUCAGCAAUGGUUGAAGUUGUUGCCAAAGGAUAUUAAUCGAAUGAGACGUACCGUAGACAAUAUCAAAGAUCCUUUGUUCCGAUUCUUUGAACGUGAAAUCAACCUUGGAGCACAACUUCUACGCGAUAUUCGUCACGAUCUGGAAGAGAUCUUGUCCGUUUGCCGCGCAGAACGCAAACAAAGCAAUGAGACUAGAGCUCUGGCCUCUGCAUUGCAGAAGGGAGUGGUGCCUGUCGACUGGCUACGCUAUACCGUUCCAAAAGACGUAACGGUUAUGGAUUGGGUACUCGAUUUCAGUGAAAGAGUUAAACAGCUGGCAAGGAUUGGAGCUAGCGAUAAUCUUAAGCGCGAGGAGGUAUGGCUUGGUGGAACAUUCUCACCAGAAGCAUAUGUAACAGCCACACGACAGCAAGUGGCUCAAGCGAACACUUGGUCGCUUGAACAACUACAUUUACAUGUGACAAUCGGAAGAACUGAUCGAUUGGACGUUGAUUCGGGUGGAAAGACGGUUGUCUCCACUCUGCACGAGUGUGCUCUUGCAGGAAUGGAACUACGAGGAGCUGAAAGCAGCGGAGGAAACGCGCUGCGUCUGUCAGAUGAAGUGAAGACAUCUUGCGAUUGUGUGGAAUUCUCAUGGAAACAGGAAUCGCCGGAAGGUGUUCGACUACCCUUAUAUCUCUAUGGUGAUCGUCGCCAGCUUGUUACAUCGCUUGCCUUUGCAGUAUCUCCUGCUACAGCAUUCUAUGAGAGAGGAGUCGCCCUUGUUGCUAAUGCAGCUCUUAGCUAA